Messenger RNA from Suillus plorans, 877 nucleotides. RefSeq lists its product as uncharacterized. The transcript has 4 exons. NCBI's taxonomy places the organism in Eukaryota, Fungi, Basidiomycota, Agaricomycetes, Boletales, Suillaceae. The coding region runs from base 315 to 596 and encodes 93 amino acids. The record is from RefSeq and is a predicted model, not a curated record.
UACAAAAACGACGACAAUAUUCUGAGCACGAUUGAAUAAGUCGAAUUCACGCAAUUUACGUGAAUUCGGCAUCCCGGACAUAACUCGGCCGCAAGGGACAAGAAGAAACGAGGCGUUUACCCACUUUUGCAAAUUCCCUGGCCUGCCAGGCGCUGCCUCGUGUCUGCCUCGCCUUUUCCGGAGGUCAUUGACCGGACAUCUAAUCUAUAAAAACCCACCCUUUUGUUUAUUUAAUUCUCCCAUCCUCAAGCCUUGUAUUCUUACAACCCCACCUUUUCUCCUACCUAUCCCGCCCACCGUCGCCGACGCCCAUCAUGGCCAUCUACGAGGAAUACGCAUCGCUCCCUGUUGCCAGCGAUAUUACUCCUGGUGAUAUCGUCGCUGUUAACCACGACCGGUACGGUCGUCAAGAGGGCCUCGUUGUUGGCUCUCGUGUCGACUUCGCUGGCCGACAAAUCCUCGAAGUCCAACUCGAAGCCUCGAACGAAAUCUACCAAGCAUGGUACCCCACUGUCACCCGCGUCAGGCGAACAGUCUCCUACACCCGACCUGUCGUCGCAAAACAGCGCACCGUUGAGCGCCGAAUCUAUUGGUGAUCGUAUUUCACCCGGCCUUAUUUCUCUCCUUGGUUUGGGCUGUCGAAUUUUGUAUUAUCUAAGUAUAAGUAUAUACUCUGCGGCCAAGUCGACGUGGUCAUGGUGCUCUUGCUUCUUGCUUUCGGUCAUGGGGGCGAUGUUCAAUACGGUACAUAGCUCGCGGUGGCUACUGGUGGACGCGAUGCCGGGCAUGGCGGAGGUUGCUUGUUUCAUUCAACUGAUGAAUCUACGAUGAUUACUAGAGGUCUUUUGACGGGACACACGUACUUUGAUGAUCGUGA